AUGCCCGAGCUGCUCGAUGAAGUGCCCCUCUGGAUCAUCCUCAGAGCCUUGUUUUGCCUACCACUCGCGGGAUUCCUGCUGCAAAGAUGGCAUGUAUGGUGGCGACUGCGGCACAUCCCGGGGCCCGUGUCUGCCAUCGUGUCCGACGUGGCGAGGGUGAGAUGGGUUCACGCAAAGACGGCGCAUCUUAAACACCAAAACCUGCACGAGCAAUACGGGGAUGUCGUCCGCAUGGGGCCGAACAUGGGCAACUUUUAUCUACCGCUUCGCCCGUAUUCGAGAGCCGGCGGUGCUCUGCCCGCAAUCUUUACCUGCCUAGACGAAGAGAUGCACUCCAACCUCAAAAAGCCAGUCGCCCAAAUCUUCUCCCUGUCCAAUGUCGUCACCUUUGAAAGUCUGGUGGAUGACGUGCUUCACGUCGUUGCCAAGCAGUUCGACGGGCGAUUUUGCGCAAACGACGAGAUAUUCGACCUCAGUGAAUGGCUGCAGUUCUUUGCAUUCGACGUCAUGGGCACCCUGACGUUUAACAAGCGCUAUGGGUUUCUGGAGGAGGGAAAGGAUGUCGGCGGAAAGCUCGACGCAGUUUGGCUUUUCAUGAAACAAGCCGCGCCGAUGAUGCAAGUUCCGUGGCUAGACAAGAUAUUGUACAAAAAUCGGGUUGUCGACUCGCUACGACAGACCCCCGGAAACUCUCUGUUAGGGUUUGUUGGCGACACAAUUCGAGAACGUCAAAGUCGUUUGAAAGCCGAAGCCAAGGAACAUGCCGAGCUUCAGAAUGAGAGGCGGGACUUCCUGGACCGAUAUAUCGAGAUCCAACGGCGUGGUGAUAACAUCCCGGCUUGGGCUGUGACUUCUUGGACCUUCUCAAACGUGAUUGCAGGCUCGGAUUCGGUCGGUACGGUUAUGCAGACCGUAAUGUACAACUUGCUCAAACGACCGUACACGCUCAAAAAGUUGGUUCGAGAGCUUGACGAGGCCGGCGUGUCCCGGCCGUAUCCCAAAUGGACCGAGGUAAGCUCGCUGCCAUAUCUGGAUGCCUGUGUCCUCGAAGCACUCCGGGUACAUCCUCCAUUCGCCUUGCCUUUCGAGCGCGUCGUUCCCGAGGGCGGCGUCACAGUGCUGGGCCACUUCCUGCCCGCAGGCACCAUUGUCGGGGCCAACCCAUAUGUCACCAACCGAUGUAGGAAGAUGUAUGGGGAGGAUGCCGAGUUCUGGCGUCCGGAACGGUGGUUGGAGGCCGAUGCAGACCACAAAAGGAAGAUGGAAAACGUCAUGCUUACGUUCGGCGCUGGCAGGCGUAUCUGCCUGGGACGGUACAUUGGAAUUUUCGAGAUCAAGAAGAUUGUACCGUUUCUAGUCCUCAACUACGAGAUUCAAGCCAUCGAUCACACCACAUUCAAGGCGGAGAAUUACUGGUUCUUAAGACAGAGAGGGCUGUACACCCAGAUACAGAAGCGGCGUAGUAAGAGCACACCGGAAACUUGA
This is a messenger RNA of Metarhizium album ARSEF 1941, 1485 nucleotides long. RefSeq names its product Cytochrome P450. Bases 1 to 1485 code for a protein of 494 amino acids. The record is from RefSeq and is a predicted model, not a curated record. Lineage: Eukaryota; Fungi; Ascomycota; Sordariomycetes; Hypocreales; Clavicipitaceae. The transcript is spliced from 6 exons. Gene Ontology annotation, molecular function: heme binding; monooxygenase activity; iron ion binding.